AAUGGUAGAUAGUGUUUUAUCCGCACAUCAUUUCCUCACAGUCUAACCAUAAAAAUUUGCUACGUUCUGCUAGCCAGAUCUUUUAAAUUAUUUAGUUUAAAACAGUGAUCACAUAAUUCAUAAUUUCGCUUACCACCGCGAACAUAAAUUACAACCCUUUUAUUUUCAGCAAUUUAUGAACGACAUAAAAAUGCUUUUGAGGGUAGAUACUUUAGCGAACAUUUGGUGUAUGAUGUGGAUUGUCCAUGGUAUAAGUGGUUCCGGUGCCAACGAUUUACCACUAGUUCAAACUUCCCUAGGGAAAAUUAGUGGAUUUUAUAUGUCGUCUUUUGGCGGGCGUGUAUUUUCUGCUUUUGAGGGCAUUCCCUACGCAAAACCACCUGUUGGCGACUUACGGUUUGAGCCACCACAGCCUGUUUUACCUUGGAAGGAUGUGCUAAACGCUAACGCCCGCUACACUUGCAAGCAAGUGCGCUCAUUUUUCUGGUAUGAUACGAAUGCUAGUGAAGACUGUUUAUACUUAAAUGUUUACGUACCUAAAAAGCAGCCAACAGAAAGUGACAAUUACGACGUGAUUGUCUACGUGCAUGGGGGUGCCUUUAUGGUAGGGGCUCCUUCAUUUGGCGGUCCUAAGUACUUAAUGGAUCGUGAUAUCAUAUUCGUAAAUAUGAAUUAUCGGCUGGGUGUUUUCGGAUUUCUGACCACCGAAGACAGUGUUGUACCUGGUAACAACGGACUUAAAGAUCAACAGCUCGCACUCAAAUGGGUUCAAGAGCACAUCAAAGAUUUUGGUGGUAAUCCCAGGUCUGUUACCUUGAUGGGCUUAUCAGCAGGUGGAGCUUCGGUUCAUUUCCAUUUCUUUUCGCCACAGUCCAAAGGAUUGUUUCAUAGGGGCAUAUCGCAAAGCGGGACUGUGCUAAUGCCGUGGGCUACUCAAGAGAGCGGCCUAGAAAAAGCAAGAAAGUUGGCGAAGUCGCUAAAUUGCCAAAUUUCCAAUAGUACACGGACUCUGAUUAAUUGUCUAAAGGCGUCAUCCGCAGAUGAUCUCAUUGUUAAAACAAGAGAUUUCUACGAUUUAGACAAAUUUCCUUUAGCGCCGUUUGCUCCAACUGUAGAAGUAGAAUCAGAAUCUGCUUUUUUAACAAAGCAUCCAUACAAACAGUUGGAAGACGGUGACGUCUUGGACGUGCCAUGGUUGACAUGGAUUACAACAGAUGAAGGCAUCUUAGGAGCAAUGUUUCUGGUUAAUAUUUUGGACGAAACGGAUAAAAACUGGAAUGAGUGGUCUGAACAUAUGUUCGACUAUAAACAUGUCUGCGAAAAAUCUAAGAAGCAAGAUAUUGCCCAGAAGAUUAAAGAGUUCUAUUUCCAAAAUGAAACGGUGUGCGAAAGCAACAUUAAAUCACUAAUUAAGGUAUUUGGCGACAGAUUGUUCAAUGUAGGUUUUGAAACAGCAGUUCAUAUGCAAGCGGAUGCCGUCGAGUCUCCGAUAUACGCGGCUAUAUUCGCAUUUAAUAAAUCUACUGCAACAAAGAAGGUUAUGGGAUUUCAACUGGAGGGUGUAGCGCACAGCGCGGAAGGCGUUCUUUUACAUGAGCUGGAAUUUCUCGAAUCACCCAUAAAGCUUACCGAACCUGAAGUCCUCAUGAAGGACGUGUUAAUUGAUUUUGUUACGUCCUUCGCUAAGAAUGGUAAGCCGGAGUCAAUUGGUGUUAAUUGGGAACCAUUGUCUACUGAAAAUCCUAAAUAUUUAUUUAUUAACGACAGCGAUGCUAUACAAAUGGUAAAAAUACCUGAAUUGAGUCCUAAAGGCUUUUGGGAAAACUUGAAUUUUAUGGAAAACAAACAAGCUGAGCGAUUACGAGAUGAACUUUGAACGUUUCAAAACAGCCGUUGCAAGAUAAUUUUCCUGAUAGUUAUGAACAUGUAUUAAAUAAAUGAAAUAAAAGAUCGUGCUUU
Molecule: messenger RNA, 1959 nt
Organism: Photinus pyralis (common eastern firefly)
Lineage: Eukaryota; Metazoa; Arthropoda; Insecta; Coleoptera; Lampyridae
Product: venom carboxylesterase-6-like
Exons: 10
Coding region: 176-1876 (566 amino acids)
Source: RefSeq, a predicted model, not a curated record